Messenger RNA from Camponotus floridanus (Florida carpenter ant), 1372 nucleotides. Its product is annotated as odorant receptor 4-like. Gene Ontology annotation, molecular function: odorant binding; olfactory receptor activity. Gene Ontology annotation, cellular component: plasma membrane. Gene Ontology annotation, biological process: detection of chemical stimulus involved in sensory perception of smell; sensory perception of smell. Bases 78 to 1301 code for a protein of 407 amino acids. The transcript has 5 exons. Lineage: Eukaryota; Metazoa; Arthropoda; Insecta; Hymenoptera; Formicidae. The record is from RefSeq and is a predicted model, not a curated record.
CGCACAUGCGCGUACCCCAUGAUCAGUUCGCUCAAGCUCAGUCAGUUGCGUGUGUCGUUACGAUUUAGUCAUUUACCAUGUAUAAUCAUUCAAAGUCUCUCGAGUCUAUUAUGGACGGAUGGAACUAUAGCAUCCAAUUGAACCGAUGGUUCCUGAAACCAGUCGGCGCGUGGCCUCUGACACUUUGCGAGACCACGAUGGAGAAGAUCAGCUGCGUGAUUUUGUCAAUGAUCAGCUGUUUCCUGAUAUGUUUUUUGCUCGUUCCGUGCACUCUCGGCACCAUUCUUGUUGACAGCGACCUUGAUAUGAAAAUCAGAAUGAUCGGUCCAAUCAGUUUCUUCCUAAUGGCCGUGGUAAAACAAUAUAUUCUCAUCGCCCGCAGCGAACGUAUCACUGAAUGCAUUCGACACAUUCGCGCAGACUGGAAUAGAAUCACACUGAAUCGCGAAAAGGACCGACAGAUCAUGUUAGACAAUGCCAAGUUUGGCAGAUGGCUUUCUUUCGUCAGCGCAGUUUUCAUGUAUUCCGGUGGCUUCUUUUAUACCACGCUGAUGCCACUCUGCGCGAAAAGAACGGAAAUAAUCGAUAACGAGACAGUGAGAUUAUUGUCCUUUCCGAUCUAUCGUGGCCUCCUCGAUCCACGAACCAGUCCGUCUUUUGAGAUCGCUCAGUUCACGCAAACUCUAGCAGGUUACGCCAUUUACACCCUCACUAUCGGUGUCUGCAGUUUGGCUGCGGUAUUCGUCAUGCACGCUUGCGGUCAAUUCCGGAUUCUUAUGCUAAAGCUGGAGAAUCUUGCGGAUGGAAAGGAAAGAAAGAGUGGAAAAACACCUGAAGAAAGACUCAGCGACAUUAUACAAUAUCACAUCAGAAUAUUAAGUUUUAUAACUCGUACAGAGGAAUUAUUAAAUGAGAUUUUCUUCGUGGAUGUAGUGGGAUGUACGCUCAAUAUAUGUUUCUUGGGAUUCAAUAUGAUGACGGAAUGGGAACAUCGUGAAACUUUAGGAACGAUGACAUUCUGCUCGUUACUUAUAUCUUUCACGUUCAAUAUAUUUAUUCUUUGUUAUAUUGGAGAACUCCUUGCCGAACAGUGUACACAAAUUGGCAUAAAAUCUUACAUGAUAAACUGGUAUUAUUUACCGAAUAAAGGUGCGCUCGGUUUAAUAUUAGUAAUGUCCAUGUCCAAUACCACGCUUAAACUCACAGCAGGAAAAUUUAUGGAAUUAUCUUUGGCCAGUUUUUGCAGCAUUAUGAAAGCAGCCAUGGCUUAUCUAAAUUUACUUCGUACUUUUUACGUCUAAUAAAGUCGGCAGUAUUGUUCCUAAAAUAUAGAUUUAAUACAAAUUAAAUAUACGUUAGCAUAUCAAUAUUC